GCAGCGCGUUACGCACGCGCGCGCGUAACCGUUACAGCACUAUAAAAAAAAAAAAAGAAUUAGGCACAGACAGAAACGCAACUUCUCCUCCAACACCUUCAGCAUCCUGCACAGGAAAAAGACGGUUUCCGAAGUCAAAAUGAUGUACUACAGCAUCCUCGCUUCAUUCUAUUUGCUGGGCAUGGCCAGCUCUCAAAGCAUAGACAUGCUGACUGCCUGUGUGACCAAGGAGCAAAACUUAGAUAUGACGUGCAAGUUCACCCCAGCAUCCCUCAAUGUGAAUGCAACAUGUACCUAUGAAGUAGAUAAGAAAGUGGUGGCCACUACUGAUAAAUCCAUAAACGUGGAGUCCACCUUCAAGAACCGGGGCAAGGCCGAGAUCAGUAGCAAUAUAUGCAAGUUGUCUCUGACAGGUUUUGCAGAUGACCAGCCCAAGACGUAUACCUGUACCAUCAAACAGGAGAAGUCUGUUACAAAGGAAAUAAUUGUGGAAAAGAACAAGCUGAAUGCCUGCUCUGCUGGCAAUACUCUGAAGCAUGGUGGUGUGAUUCUGCUGUUGGCUUUUGUCCUCCCUCUGCUGUCUGGGAUGCUGUGAGCCAUUAGGAAGAAUGUUGGAGAGAAAUACAGCCUUAAACAUUCACCGCUGGCCAGGCCGUGGCAACGAAGCCAAAGUUUCUGCCCUGCACUAAAGAAACGACCUGCUCCUGCUCUCAAACUUUAAGUGCUUUCAAAUGAUGAGGAUAAUGCCUGUAGUCUUUCAUUUGUAUUCAUUUCUAUGGUCUGUGUUUGUGACAAAUUGGUCUUAAGGCUGGGAUUUUCUGUCUUCUUUCUGUGUAUUAGUCGUGACUUCUUACGGCAUGCUGUAUUACAUCAUAUUACAUAUCAAAUUAGAUCAUAAGAAACAUGUGAAGCAUGUGGGUACUGUUUUAAUUGUGUUUAUAUACUGAUUGCCAUUAAAAAAUAGUUUUUCUUAUGUUUUAGUACCAUGAUACAAUAGGUUUAUUUUGAUUUUUACUGAAUUACUGCAUUAAAAGUGAUUGACUAUAUAUCUUGUCUGAGCUUGAUACCCUGUUUAAAGAAAUAAAAUGCAUUUUCUGCUACA
This is a messenger RNA of Pangasianodon hypophthalmus (striped catfish), 1102 nucleotides long. RefSeq names its product Thy-1 cell surface antigen (gene thy1). Bases 140 to 595 code for a protein of 151 amino acids. Lineage: Eukaryota; Metazoa; Chordata; Actinopteri; Siluriformes; Pangasiidae. The transcript is spliced from 4 exons. The record is from RefSeq and is a predicted model, not a curated record.